AAACUAUAAAAUUUAGGGGUUAAACAGGGACAAAAACCUCCGAAUUCUAAUGCGUCACCCUCUCUUGCACUCACAUUUCCACGGCAAUUAGUCAAUUACUCUCCCUUUUACAUUCCAUUUUCACAGCAAAACAAUCUGAAAUCUGGAUUUUUUUGCAACCGAUCGACGAGCAGACGUGGAUUAUAGCGUUUCUUGAGGCUGCUAAAUUUCAACAUGGAGAAAAUUUCUUUUAAAAAAAUGAGACAGGAACAAAACUCAAUUACUCAAGCGAGCAGCCCCAAAUUGUCUAGUUUUGUCUUAGAUGGAAGCAGUGUCUCUCAACAGUGAGCCAAUUUUUGGGGAGGGUGAAGAUUUCGAAGAUGGAGACUGUGACAAGCUGGAAUAUGACAACGAAGUUCACAAAUCACAGUUUAAAAAAGAACCCUUACCUCCCACAGUCGGUUUGGAGUUCGAGUCUUUUGAGGAAGCUUAUGACUUCUACAAUGUCUAUGCCAAGGAUCAAGGAUUUGGCAUCAGAGUGAGCAAUUCAUGGUUCCGAUCAAAAAGAAGGGAGAGGUAUAGAGCAAAACUCAGCUGCAGCAGUGCUGGUUUCAAGAAAAAAAGCGAAGCAAACAAUCCGAGGCCAGAAACAAGAACAGGUUGUCCUGCAAUGACAAUCAUAAAACUUGUGGAUGCUAAAAGGUGGAGAAUAGUAGAAGUUGAGCUUGAACACAACCAUCCAGUGAACCCAGAGAUCAAACGUUUUUAUAAGUCGCAUAAAAAGAUGUUUCUCGCUGCCAAGAAAGCACAGCAGUCCGAACCUAUCAAAGAAAUACAUACUAUUAAGUUAUACCAGACAGCUGUUAUAGAUGCUUCGCGUAAUGGACAUUUCAAGACAGAUGAGAUUGAUGGUCAAACACCUGUUGAUCACUCUAAGAAUCUAGAACUCAAAGAGGGGGAUGCACAUGCAGUCUAUAACUACUUUUGUCGUAUGAAGCUGACAAAUCCUAACUUCUUUUAUUUGAUGGAUCUUGAUAAUGAGGGGCACUUGAGAAAUGUGUUCUGGGCGGAUGCUAGGUCAAGGAUUGCAUAUUAUUACUUCUCUGACACAGUUGCAAUCGACACAAUGAGCUUGUCAAACAAGUAUGAAGUACCUCUGCUUUCAUUUGUGGGUGUAGACCAGCAUGGACAAUCUGUCUUGUUGGGAUGUGGCUUCCUUGGACAUGAGUCAGUCGAGUAUCUUAUCUGGAUGCUUAAGGCAUGGCUUACAUGUAUGCUGGGGCAGUAUCCCCGAGUUAUUAUUACUGAGCAGUCCAAACCCUUACAUGUAGCGGUUUCUGAAGUUUUCCCCCAAGCUCGUCAUUGUUAUAAUUCCUCCUAUAUUAUGCAUCGUGUUCCUGAGAAGUUGGGUGGAUUAAAAGGAUAUGAAACAAUCAAAAGGCAACUGAAUAAAGCAGUUUAUGAUUCCUUGAGGAUAGCUGAGUUUGAAACUUCCUGGUGGGAGAUGAUUAGUCAACAUGGCCUCAGGGAUAAUAAAUGGCUUCAAUCACUAUAUCAAGACCGAGAAAGGUGGGUGCCGGUUUACCUCAAGGACACUUCUUUUGUGGGAAUGCUUCCAAUGAACGAGCGAGAGGGGUUGAGUGCAUUUUUUGAUGGUUAUGUACAUAAGCACACAUCUUUUAAGGAAUUUCUUGAUAAGUAUGAUCUAGCUCUUCAAAGAAAGCACUUGAAAGAAGCAAUGGGAGAUUUUGAGUCCAGAAACUCAUGCUUCGAGUUAAAAACAAAAUGCAAUUUUGAAUUGCAGCUCUCCAAGGUUUAUACAAAGGAAAUAUUUAAUAAAUUCCAAUUUGAAGUCGAGGGGAUGUAUUCUUGUUUUAACACAAGGCAAGUGAAUGCUAAUGGACCAAUACUGACAUUUGUUGUCAAAGAAAGGAUCGAGGUUGAGGGAAAUGAGAAGGAGGUUAGGCAUUAUGAGGUUCUGUAUGAGACAACUCAAAUGGAAAUACGUUGCAUUUGUAGUUUGUUCAAUUUGAAAGGUUAUUUAUGCCGGCAUGCCUUGAAUGUCUUGAAUUAUAAUGGUGUAGAAGAAAUCCCUUCAGAAUACAUUCUGCGACGGUGGAACAAAGACUAUAAGCGCAGUUUCCACAUAGAUAAUGAACUCAGUGUAACUGACGUGGAUGGUCCUGUUCAAUGGUAUAAUCUUUUGUGUAGACAUGGCAUUGAAGUUGUUGAAGAAGGGGCACAGUCUCAAGAACGUUAUCAGGCUGUAAUGCAAGAAUUGGAUGGGUUGUUGACUAAAUUUACAGUUGUAGAUGAAAGUUUUAUGUGAUUCUACCUUGCAAUUUUGAACGAUAUGCUCUGAUAGAUGUGGAAGUUGGAAAUUGAUAAUGAGAUGGCAUGCCUAAUAAGUUUGUUUGGCUGCGCUUAUUGGAGUCAUCCUGCUACUCGUUCGUUUAAACUUAAUGUGGAUGCGCUGUGCAUGUUGAUAAAGGUCUUAUUGGAAUGGAUGCAGUUGUUUGUACAGAAAGUGAUCCUUUCGGUUGAAAAGGAAUUAUGGUUUAACGCCCAACUCUCUUGCCUACGAGGAUGUAGUGCUCUUCUUCGGGAGGUUAAGUGAUCUUGUCAUUUUUAUUCCGAGUGCCAAAGAAUACUUGUAGCCAUACUUUGCUUCUUUUGCUACUCAAUUGUCCAGUACUGGCGUGAAUCUGUCACUUGGUAUCUUUCCCAA
Messenger RNA from Olea europaea var. sylvestris, 2707 nucleotides. Its product is annotated as protein FAR1-RELATED SEQUENCE 6-like. The transcript has 3 exons. Lineage: Eukaryota; Viridiplantae; Streptophyta; Magnoliopsida; Lamiales; Oleaceae. Gene Ontology annotation, biological process: regulation of DNA-templated transcription. The record is from RefSeq and is a predicted model, not a curated record. The coding region runs from base 302 to 2308 and encodes 668 amino acids. Gene Ontology annotation, molecular function: zinc ion binding.